AUGGCUCGCGGCGGCGCUAAGCGCUCUCUUGAGGAGAUCGCGAAUAUGUCUGAUUCUAACGAUGAAGAUUGGAGCGAGGGAUCCGACCACGCGACGCGACGCCCCAGCCGCAAGUCCCAGUCGAGCCCCAAGAAGAAGUCCCGGCCCUCAAAGAAGCGCCGCCGUGGUUCAGACGAUGUGGUGUCAGACGAUGCUAGUUUGAGUGAUGAGCUUUCUAUCGACGAGUCUGAAGAAGAUCUGGACGAUCCUAAUAUACCACGCAACGCUCGAGGAACGGCGCGCCGACGAACCACCCAGGCUAAAACCACCUACGAAGAGCCCUCCGACGAAGAAGAGUCUUAUGGGGGCGACGAGGAUGAUGAUGAGGAGCCAGAGGUUUCCACCCCUCCGCCAAAGAAAGCUUCAUUGGUCAAAUUGAAGAUUCGCCCCGAGAUCCUGUCGCAGCCUGAUCUCAUGACUCGCCGUACCACCCGCCGUACUCGCGGCGCUUCAGAGGAUAUGUACGCGUUGACCAACUCAGGACACCACAUGGAGACUGUUGAGCGAGGCACUGUGAGUCCUGAGACUGGAAUGCGCCAUCGUCAAGGCAGUCGAGCAUCCAAGCAGCCUGUGAUUCACGAAGAGAUCGUCGAAACAACCGAGAUCCAGGCAUCCCUGGAAAUCCUGGAGAGUGACGCGCCCCCUGACGGGGUUGAAGGUGACACUGCGAUUGCAAACGAUGGUGAACAAGAUGUUGAAAUGACCAAUGACGGUGUCGUCCCCGAGUCUGAGCACGGCGAUCCAAACCCAAAGAACGAGGAUGAUGAAGAUGAGGAUGACGAGGGUCCUAUUACUCGACGACGAAGCCGGCCUACUCAAAACCCCGACCAAAACGAGGAAGAUGAAAAUGAGGCCGAAGCCGAAGCAUCUGAGGACCCUCAGCCCCGUCGUUCCAGCCGCAAGAAGCCCUCAUCGCAGCGCAAGACACAGGAUGAAGAAAGCGAUUUUGAACCCGAGGAAGAGGAAUCCAAUGAUGGCGAUGGCUCUGAGUCUGAACAGUCCGGCCGUUCACCUCGCAAAGCCAGCCAAGCUCGCGAGGAAGAGGAAGAUAGUAGCACUGUUGGUCGUCGACCUGGCCUGCGCAAACGCCCUACCCAAUCCCGCGGCCAGUCAGAAGUUGCAGAGGAACUCGCCGAGGAGCUGCACGAUCUGCGAGGUGGCCGGUCGAAACGCCGUGUUAUUCACGAAGUCAUCUCCGAGAAGCCACGCCGUAGCCGCAAGGAAGUUGAUUAUCGCCUUAUUCGACCCGAGCAUCUCCUCCCCAUGGAAGAUGCCGAAAAUGAUUUCGUUACUGAGUCUCCAUCCCGCCGUGGACGCGGCGGAGGUGGUGGCGCCUGGCAGCGAACCCUGUUCCCGACAUUUGGACCCUUCGGUGGUGGUGGCCCAUCGGCUAUCCUGGCUCCUCCGGGUGCCCCUGUUGCCACUGGUGGUGUCGACAGCGACAGCAGUGACGAUGAAGCUAUACAGCAAUCCAAGCCCGCUGGACUUGCAUCCGGUGGUGGUCUUGUUCCCCAAACACAUUCCGGCGAUCCUGCUCAGAACCUUUCCGGUACGCCUGCCAACUUUGGUAAAAUCAAGGACAAACAAGCGCUGGCAGAUGCGGACCCUCUGGGUGUUGAUGUCAAUGUCAAUUUCGACAGCGUGGGAGGGUUGCAGGGUCACAUCGACCAGUUGAAGGAGAUGGUUUCGCUUCCGCUGCUGUACCCGGAAAUUUUCCAGCGAUUCCAUAUCGUACCUCCACGCGGUGUUCUGUUUCAUGGUCCUCCUGGUACCGGAAAGACGCUUUUGGCCCGUGCUCUCGCAAACAGUGUCAGUGCCGAGGGCCGCAAGGUGACGUUCUACAUGCGAAAAGGUGCAGAUGCAUUGAGUAAAUGGGUUGGUGAAGCUGAGCGUCAGCUCCGCCUGCUUUUCGAAGAGGCCCGCAAGACACAGCCGAGUAUUAUCUUCUUUGACGAGAUCGAUGGUCUCGCCCCUGUGCGAUCAAGCAAACAAGAACAGAUCCAUGCCUCGAUCGUCUCGACUCUCCUAGCCCUAAUGGAUGGUAUGGACGGCCGUGGACAAGUCAUUGUCAUUGGUGCUACCAACAGACCUGACUCGGUUGAUCCUGCUCUUCGUCGCCCUGGUCGUUUCGACCGCGAGUUCUACUUCCCUCUCCCAAACAAUGAGGGUCGACGUGCUAUUCUUGAUAUCCACACCAAGGGCUGGGAUCCUCCUCUCCCGGGCGAUAUUAAAGAUGAACUUGCCAAGAUUACCAAGGGCUAUGGUGGUGCCGAUUUGCGAGCCCUUUGCACUGAGGCCGCCCUCAAUGCUGUGCAGAGAAGAUACCCUCAAAUCUACAAGUCCGACAAGAAGCUGGUGAUUGAUCCAAAGAACAUUGAUGUGACCCCCAAGGACUUCAUGAUUGCAAUCAAAAAGAUGGUUCCUUCAUCAGAGCGAUCUACUUCUUCGGGUGCAACUGCUCUCCCUCAGAACGUUGAGCCUCUUCUUCGUCAGCAAUUGCUCGAGAUCGAGGCUUCACUGUCUGAAAUCCUUCCUCAGCGCAAGAGACUGACUGCUCUUGAGGAAGCCCAGUUUGAGGAACCCGAGGAUGGGGGCAGUUUCAGGCGAGAGCAGAUCAUGCAGGAAUUCGAUCGGUCGCGUGUCUUCCGCCCGCGGAUGCUUCUUCGGGGUGCGCCGGGUAUGGGCCAGCAGUAUCUUGCAGCCGCGCUUCUGCACCAUUUCGAGGGUCUACAUGUCCAGGCAUUCGAUUUACCAACCCUCCUCAGCGACUCGACCCGAUCACCGGAGGCCACUGUUAUCCAGCUCUUCUCUGAGGUCAAGCGCCACAAGCCCAGUGUCAUCUACAUCCCUAAUAUUCAAACGUGGUUCGAGACAGUCGGACCAGCCGUCAUUUCUACCUUCAUGGGCCUGCUUCGAUCUGUGCCACCUACUGAUCCUGUCUUGUUGCUCGGCGUGCUUGAGUCAACAGGGGAUGACGUGGAUGCUGGUCUGCUCCAGAAGCUCUUCGGAUUCUCCAAGAAGAAUCUCUAUGAACUCGGAGCCCCUGGUCACACUGCUCGAUACGAGUUUUUCGGUAGGCUCAUUGAGUACAUCAAAACGCCCCCGUCCGAUUUUCCCGAUCCGGAAAACCGCAAAAAGCGUCAGUUGGAAGAGCUGGAGGUUGCACCGCCUCCGCCUCCAAAUGCGGAAAUACCUAUAUCCAAGAAGGAGCGCAAGGCCCAGAAGAAGAAGGAUCAUCACACUCUCAAUCUUCUGAAGAUUCGCAUCCAGCCCAUCAUGGAUCAGAUCAAAAAGUACAAGCGAUUCCGCCAGGGUGUGAUUGAUGAAGCCCAUAUUCGAUAUCUGUGGGAGGAGGAAGAUCCGAAUAUUAUCACGAGCGAUCUUCCCCCCGACCCCCUGACCUCCUACCGGCCGUACGAGAAAGCAUAUGAUAAGCAUGGCGUACCUGGUCUCCACGAGGUUGUGUCCGGGAAGUUCUACUACAACAUGGAAAUCGUCACCAUGGAGAAGCGUUUGUCGAAUGGUUUCUACAAGCGCCCAUCAGAUUUCCUGGCGGAUAUCAAGCGGAUUGCCAAGGAUGCUCGAACGCUUGGCGAACAGGAGCGUCUUCUGAGGGCCAAUGAACUGCUGUCUAAUGUCGAAGUCGAUGUCUCCACUAUCGAGCAAGCGGAGCCGGCUUUGAUGGCGGAGUGCGAGAAUGUCUACUUGCGGGAACUGGCCCGCGAGAAGGAGGCCCAUGCGCGUGCGCAACGGCGUCAAGAGGAGGCGGAGGCAGCAAUGUCUCGGCCCGGCUCUGCAAAUGGACCCAAUGACAACGCUGCUAAUCGGGACGGCUUGUUCAACAGCAAUACUGACGAGCGCCCUGUGACUCCUAGUCGGCAAACAAAUGCCAGCUUCGCCAACGGAAACGGGUAUCACCACGGCGGUGGCUCGGAUCUGAACGAGCUUGCUCCUCAUGGUCAGAGCAAUGGUUCUCACGGGGAUGUCGACGGGGAUGUGUUUAUGACCAACUCGGAGGAUCACUCCGGGAGCAAAGACACCCAGGUCAGCUCCUUCGGGCCCUCGGCGCAGCCCAAGCCGCCAUAUUCGCACACUGCGCCAUCUCAGCAGAUGCGCCGGGAGUCUGGCAUGUCGAGCUUCUCGCAAACUGGGGUUGUAACGCCCAUGGUUGCCGGAUCUCAACCCGGAGACUACACCAACGAGGCGUCUACGACACAGACAUCCUCCGACAAGAAGUCUUCUGGUCAUGACCACACCCAGAGUCUGCACGCGUCGCGGGAUGAGUUUCCCGAUCUCCGGCAGUAUCCCGACCGUGACCCGCAGCAGGAGGAGCACCUGCCCGAUACCCAGCAAGGCGGAAGCAGCCAGCCGUCUCCCCGCCCUCGCGAGUCCCAGGGCCAGGCCGAGGAGACUGGCACUCUGAACGGAAGCCAGUCCCAGCCAAAGCCCCAGCCGCCGUUGUUCGAUGCGGCUGCCGCCAAGCCCGUACCCGAGAUAGUUCUUGACCUGGAGUAUAUCGAGCAUCUCCACAACCAGCUAACGCUGCAGACCAGCGGGUGCUCUGUCGAGCAGCUUGAGCAGGUUCACACCUGUCUAAUGGACUUCGUCUGGCGAAGACGUAGUGAGUGGAACCGCACCACUGUCGCUAUGGGUAUCACGGAGACCUUCAACGCUGUGUUGGAGGAUAUGCAGUCCAUACAGGAGAUCGGACCCAUCAGCCAGAACACCAAGGACCAGCUGGCCAACCCCAGCUUUUCUGCGUAA
Messenger RNA from Penicillium canariense, 4803 nucleotides. Its product is annotated as chromatin segregase YTA7. NCBI's taxonomy places the organism in Eukaryota, Fungi, Ascomycota, Eurotiomycetes, Eurotiales, Aspergillaceae. Gene Ontology annotation, biological process: positive regulation of transcription by RNA polymerase II. Gene Ontology annotation, molecular function: ATP hydrolysis activity; histone binding; chromatin binding. The transcript is spliced from 2 exons. Gene Ontology annotation, cellular component: nucleus. The record is from RefSeq and is a predicted model, not a curated record. Bases 1 to 4803 code for a protein of 1600 amino acids.